GCCACGUGCUAUCGAUAAGAAGAAGACCAAGAAGAAGAAGAAGAAGAGAAAUGGGUGGAAAGACAAAACAAGCGCCGCGCACCAAAAAUAAUGCAAAGCCCUCGAGCAGCAGCCGCACCGCCGAGCUGCUGGGCAGUUCCACGCCAAUUUUCGUGGGUUUCUCGGCGCAGGCGGACGGACUGGUGCCAUUUGCUCCGGGAUUUGCCAGUGCCGAGCAAAUGCCAGAAAGCUUUGACGCGGCUAUCGACCCGCAGACUCAGAUCAUCCUGCGCAAGCUGUCCAAGAAGGAUCCCAUGACUAAGAAGAAGGCUCUGCAGGAGCUUCACGAACUGAUCGAACAGUCGGAUGUAGAGUCCCUGAAGAAUAUUCUACCGCUGUGGCCAAAAUACUACCUGAACCUGGCCAGCGACCCAGAGCAUAAUGUCCGAGAACUAUCGCAAACUGUGCUGCAGUUGCUCAUGGCCAAGUGUAAGAAGGCUAUGGCUCCGUACUUAAAAUUGCUCGUGCCCGUUUGGCUGGGCAGCCGAUUCGAUACCUACGCUCCUGCCGCCAGCAUCGCCGGCCAAUCCUUCCGAGACACCUUUGCUGGCAAUGCCAACCGCACCCGGGAGGUGUGCCUGCACUGUCAGGUGGAGAUCCUUGAGUACGCCACGCGCAAUCUGACCUUCCACACAGCCGCCACUUUGUCGAUCGGCAAAAGCCUUACGCCAGAGGAGGCAGAACAGAAGUACCAGCGCGUGGUUAUCAGCAGCCUGAAGCUGUUAUCCUUCUUCAUGGAGCAAACAGCGCAGACGGAGGAGCUAAGCCAGGUCAAGGAGGGAUUUGUUACGCUGGUGGCGCACCAGAAGUUCUGGAGCUUUGCCAAGCACAAGGUGCCGCCCAUAAAAGCUGCCUGGUUUGAAUGCAUCUACCAUGUCCUGCAAUCGGUUGCCCUGUUGGAGGUAAUCUCGAACCAGAAGUCGCAACUGAUUACCCUCUGUUUCCAAUUCAUCGACGACGCGGAUCCUGUGGUGGCCCCCCACAUAUGGGGAUGCGUUUUGCUGUUACAAAAUAACUACGAAGAUUGGUUUGUCCCUCUCAACAUUCGCAAAGCAUUCCUUCCGAAACUUUCGUCCCUAUUUCGUAAUGGAUUUAAUCGCAACGCCCAAGCCGUCUGUCCCAAUCUGCUCCCAUUCCUGUCUAAAAUCACACCUGCAUCCCUUCAAGACCUGGAUAUCUAUGAAUUUUAUGAGCGCUUUUUUGACGACAUGAAGCUGGCGGUCACGGAAAAAUUCGAUCCACCGCUGCCUAAAUCCGAUUGUACUGUCAUUCACAAUGCCUAUUUUGAGUGCCUACGCUUUCUGCUGCAGCAGAUUAACAACCACAAGGAGCGAGAACAAAGGGUCGACGAUUUCGCAUCAAGCUUACUCCAGAACAACGUACUGGAACCCAUUGGAGGGCUGCUGAGAAGCGAAAGUGCGCACGUAAAAAUAUUCUUUCAACACAGUUCUGCACUGGUAGCGUUUUGGGAUCGACAGAUUAACAAUAAAUUGGAUAACGGCGGCCUAUAUGCCAAGUUGCUGAACCAGUUUUGGACGCGCAUCUUCGAGCUGGUCACCCACGACCUUGCUGCCGAGGAAGUGAAUGAACAGUUGCUUUCACAUGUCGUGCUCUUAGUGCAGGAUCUGCACAUGGCUAAUCCUAGUCUUGAGUCGCCAAGUGUAAAGUUUGUAGAGGAUCAAGACGGAAAGGUGGAGAAAAGUGAACCUACGACACCAGUUAAAAAGGCUCAAGAAGCUGCAGCUUUCAUACAAAAGGAACUCAAACAAUUGGUUGUAAAUCUGGUGAAAAUUUGCCUCGACAAGGCCAAGAACAGUGGAAGUGGUAGUUCAUCAUCGCGUUACAUUGAACAAGUUCGCACCCUUACCAAAAUGUUUACCGAUGCUGCGUUUUACAAGAGCUUUACAGAUGUUGGAGACCUGGAAGAAGCGCUUAAUAAAUUUGUUUCACUUCUGGGCCAACUGAGCGAUGACGCUAGUGAAUUAGUCGUGGAAAUCGUGUUUGAAAUUCUCCCGCUGCUGGAGUCAAAGCAACGCUUUGAAUACAUUGAAAACACCCUCCUAAAGCUCAAGCAACAUCGCGUGCAGAACCUUCUGCUUCACCGUCUAUUGUCUUAUCCACUGUGUACAGAGCCCGACGUAAGGCAAAUGCUGAGUGGUUCGGAAACUUGUGGCGUGAUUGCGCGGAUUGCCGAGGAAGUAGUUGUUGACAAUGAUCGGGAAAAGCUGAACUUGUUGCACAAGUGCUUCUUCCAAACGGACACGGGAGACAUACUCAUCAAUGCUGAAACAGUGGAUAAAAUUCUUCUGGCCAUGUGCGGUCCCCUAGAUCAGCCAGUUGUUGAUGAUAUGGUGGAAGUGUGUGGUAGCUUUAUUGCCCAGAUAAUGCCUGUGAUUUGCAGCAACGAGAACUCUUCGUUGCAAGUGCGCCAACAGAUAUUCCUUAAGCUGUUUAAGUUUAGCCUAGAGCAUCGCCCGGAAGAUUAUUUGUCGGAGGAUACUCUGUGGGAAAUUACAACCUGCUGGCAGGAUGCACUGUCAAGUAAAGACAUCGAAAUCGAUAAUGAAAUGCUUAAGAAUUGUGCGGGAAUUGUAGAAGAUUUGGCUUACUCAGCAGACCUUAAAGCAGAGAACCUGGAUGGCAUGGCGGAGGCAAUGGCGAAGUUUGUCAUUUGCUCAACAGAAAAUAUUGAGGAUGAGAAGAACCGCUUGGAACGCAUUGAUGAAACUAUAGCGGCUCUUCUGGUCCCCCUAAAAACAUCCGAAAAGGUUGUACAGUUUGAGAACCAUUGCGUGCUUUUGGAAGCACUGCAAGGCUCUGUCACUCCGGGAGUUCCCUUCAAAAACGCUUCUUUCGCCAACGAUAAAAUAUUAGCAUUACUUCAACGUUCCACUCUUAACUUUUCCACAAUAUACAAACUUGUCUAUCAAUUUCCCCCACCACAAGACACAAAUAAUCCAGAAGAUGAAUUGACGGAGGACUACUGUGAUCCAAAUGCCGAUGUGCUUAAAAAUUGGAGCGAGCCCUUGAUUUCAGAGCUCUUACAGUGCAUUCGAGUGGCUGGCACAGCGGAAAGUUGGCUGCAAGUAUCGGACUUGCAAUCGUCGACUGAAGAAUUAGUGUUGAUCCUGUCGGAAAAGGUUCAAAGCUUUAUGGGCAACAGUAGCGAUCUGGUUGGAAUUGUAAAGGAGCGUCUUCAACAGGCUGCGGUGCUGCAGCCCAGCGUAAUUGCAUGUCGUCUUCUAAGUUACAUUACUUUUUGUCCUCAAUAUGCGGCUUUCGAAGAGAGUGCGACCAUUCUGCUGCACGAAGACCUUUCAGAAUUUUUGGUAACGCAGGGAGCCCUAAAGACCUAUGUGAUGGCACUACAGUUUCUUUUGCCAAAGCUUUCUCAAAAAGCCAUCGGCUUGAAUUCGGCUAUCAUGAGAACAGAGCCACCCGAGGUUUGGGUUAAAGCCGCUGUUUUCCGUGCCCUUCUCCUGAACAAUUUUGAAGCCGAGGUAAACGAGCAAACAGAUCGCAAUAUAAUCGUAUCAGCCGUGCAGUUUAUGACCAGCAUCGCGGAAAAGCAGGCCAGCCAAAAGGAUUUACUGCAUUACAAUGUGGAAAUACCUAAACAACCCUACGAAUCAGUUUUAGAUACAGUGGAGCUCAUCAAACUCCUAACUGAAGUUCUGAAACGGUUUCCUUAUGAGCUCAGCAUAAAAAACUGGGAUGCCAUUCGCAUAGGUCUGAGUUCUUGGGUGCUCUCUGUUUCCAAAUCCAUAAACCAAUUUAAUGAUCCAAAGACUGCUCUCUUUGUGGUUGCGGUUUAUCAAUUGUUUGCCACCUUGAUUGAAUUUAUACGCUCUGAAAAACAAAAAAGCUCAACAGAAUUACUCAAAAACAUGAUUGACGAGUGGGAUUCCCUGUUUGCCAAGGAAGUCAAUGUAGUGCUGUUUAAGUCAUUUUAUCAAUUGACCCAUGAGACGAGUGUUGAGCCUGGAUUUCAGGCAUGCUAUGAGGCUUUGCUGGAACGUUUAACUCCAACCCUAGAGCUGCUGGAUUACAGCUUUGUUUAUGCGUUCUGCAAGACAAACAGUAAAAUUAGUUUGGACCACCUCUGCAACUUCCUCUUCAAACAGCUGUACAGUUCCCAGCACUCGGUUCGACUGAGUGCGGUUCACUCUCUUCGCCAAUUAACACCACACUUUGUGGCCGAUGACAUAGAGUUGAAUGAAAGGCAAAGCGAAAGUCUCGAUGCCACAACCACGAUCUCCAAGUGGCACUUCCUCAACCGCUUUGAGGACUAUCUGACGCGCUACGAUUCCCUGAUAAAAAAAUACCUGGAGGAGUUCUCUUUCAAGCUCACGGAGCUGGAGGAUCUGGAACCCAUAGACAGACACGAUGCACUCAGUUACCUUUUCCUGUGGGACUGCAUCAUAAAUGCAUGCGCCAAGUCUCCCGUUGCAUUGCGAGCUGUCUACACCAAUUGGCUUAACGACAACAAAUAUGAAGAGAACUUCCUGCACUUCCUCUUCCGCGCGAUGCCAGUGGACAUACUUAAGAAUCAUGGAGCCAAGGUACACAGCAACGGCGUCUAUAAGGAGCUCACUUGGUCUCAGCUGAAGGAUCGUCAAUUGACCCUAGAGCGAUAUGUGUGCCACUUGUAUACAGAGGUGCUUCGCAAGCUGCCGGCCGUUGUGCGCCGGUGGUGGAACACCACCCCGUCCAGGCAAAAGAACUUCGUGGACAACCUCACAACCAACUACGUCAGCUCGCUAAUCUGCAGUGAGGAGCUCAAGGCGAUCGCCAAUCGCAAGGAGAAGCACGAGAAUAUGCAGGUGACUGUUCACUCCUCCACUCGUGAGGUUCUGGCUGUGUAUGCCAUCGACGAGGCCCGAAUGGAGCUGGUCAUAACUCUGGCCCCCAAUUAUCCAUUGGGAGCGGUAAAAGUCGAGUGCGGCAAGCAAAUUGGUGGACGGGCUUCCUCUCGAAACGUGGGAAUGCAGUUAACUAUCUUCCUUACACAUCAGAAUGGCACCAUUUACGACGGCCUGACCAUGUGGAAAAACAAUCUGGACAAGAAGUUCGAGGGCGUGGAGGAGUGCUAUGUGUGCUAUACAGUCAUCCAUCAGGACACUUGCCAACUGCCCAAGCUCACGUGCAAAACCUGCAAGAAAAAAUUCCACGGACCUUGUUUGUACAAAUGGUUCACCACCAGCAGCAAAUCCACGUGCCCCAUUUGCCGCAACGUCUUCUAGAUAAAAAAUAUACCUCUGUGUGUAUACAAAUGCCAGCUAAAUCUUUAGUUGACCCCACGUAUUAAGCAAAAGGCACAACCAAACCGUUCGAUGUAGGCAAUAGUUUCUGGUCUCUCAAAUUGUAAAUCAGCAAUAAUAAUAAAUUCUAACAAUGUUUAAUUGUA
This is a messenger RNA of Drosophila ficusphila, 5446 nucleotides long. RefSeq names its product E3 ubiquitin-protein ligase listerin (gene Ltn1). Gene Ontology annotation, molecular function: ubiquitin protein ligase activity; ribosomal large subunit binding. Gene Ontology annotation, biological process: ribosome-associated ubiquitin-dependent protein catabolic process; rescue of stalled cytosolic ribosome. Gene Ontology annotation, cellular component: cytosol; RQC complex. NCBI's taxonomy places the organism in Eukaryota, Metazoa, Arthropoda, Insecta, Diptera, Drosophilidae. The record is from RefSeq and is a predicted model, not a curated record.